This is a messenger RNA of Ectocarpus siliculosus, 1446 nucleotides long. The record is from the annotation of a GenBank genome assembly. NCBI's taxonomy places the organism in Eukaryota, Phaeophyceae, Ectocarpales, Ectocarpaceae.
AUGGACCUAACGGACCUGACGAUACAGCCGGGCAAGAUACACCUUGUGCGCGAGAUCCUGCGAGAUGGAGUAACCGGCUCUGUGCGAGUGCUGGGAAGUCUGAAGAGCUACGACGCGGCGGCGGACGUGGCUGUGGUUGACUACAAAGGCGAUCAGCUCACGAUCGACGCGUGUCUGCUGACGGACUUCCAGUUCAGGAUCGAUUCACUUUACGAGUUCAUCGGCGAGGUUCAGGGCGCUGCAGGUGCGGCGCGCGUUUCUCGCCGACCCGGCCUACCAAGGUGGGGGGGCGCCCUCUGCUCUAUAGCUAGAGGAUUAACAGCGGGGGCAGCGACAACGACAGCGGCAGAACGACUUUCGAUUGGAAUCAUGGAUGUAUCUGUCCCUGAACGAGGGGAAACGAGUCGAAUCCCCCCGCCGGCAACGCCUGAGAAAGUCAAGGUGCACUUCAAGCCGAUCGCAAACGCCCCCAUCCUCAGGAAGAGCAAGUUCCAGGUGAAUUCCGCUUGGAACUGUUCGGAGCUGGAAGCGUCUCUCCGAAGCAUGCUCCAAAUCUCGGAUACAACUCCCCUGUUCCUGUACUGCAACAGCGCUUUCGAGCCUAGCCCGGACCAGAGCCUUUCCGACCUAUACAAGUGUUUCAACGUGAACAAGGAGCUGCUGAUGAACUACAGCAUCACGGAAGCGUGGGUGUAGCCUCCCUUGAACAAAAAACUGCGCGCCGCCCGCUGUGAUUCAAAGAGUUUGGAGUGCACUGGGUUAUGCGUCGGUGGAAAAUAUCAUACCGGCUUGCAUAGACUGUCCUUCCGCACGUUUGAUUUGAUUACGGCGUCGAGCGCGUGUUUUGUCGAAUACGUUUCACAUUUUUCGGAGUCUUUGUUUCCGUAUGCCUGAGUGGCGACGAUUUGGAUUUGCACAGACAAUUUCGUUUUCACUACUGUUCAUGUGUCUAGCGGGAUUUUGGCGCCGUUUGCUUACACGGAACAUCACGCACAUGAAGUGCAAGCUGCGUCCGCCAUGUUCUCCCGCUGCAGCCGUAGCAGCCGCAGCAGCAGCAGCACGCAACACUAAAAAAAAAUCAUGAUCACAACCAAAAUAUCCCCUUGACUUUGUGCAAAAACAUUAUCACAUCCGAGCCGCUUUACUUCAUUCAAGAAUCGCACACGCGAAUCACUCCGAAGAAGCUGCGUAUGCCGCGGCGUGUUUCGCGCCGGCGAGCAAAUGGAACAGAACAACCCCCCCGGUGACGCUAACGUUGAGCGAGUCAACCGUCGAAGGCGUCGCCCCCUCGGCCAGCGCGCCCCCGCCGUCCCCCGCGACCUCCACCAAGAACUCGCACUCCCUCAGGACGUUGGUGCGCACGCCGUACCCCUCGUUCCCGAGCACUACGAUAGUCGGCGGGGCCCCCGGGCCCGCUGGGAGCUCGUGGAGCGGCCCCGACCUCUC